This is a messenger RNA of Danio rerio (zebrafish), 2582 nucleotides long. NCBI's taxonomy places the organism in Eukaryota, Metazoa, Chordata, Actinopteri, Cypriniformes, Danionidae. The record is from RefSeq and is a predicted model, not a curated record.
ACCCCAGGGCGCAUUAUCUAGUGUGAUCAAGACGCUGAAACCCACGACAUGGAUAUACAAGUACGCGUGGAGAUACCCCAUUUCAGCGCAUUUUCGGCGAGCAGAAUGUAGCGCAAGUGAUGAACGCCAUGGUGGAGUUGUUGGAACCUGUUGUUUGGAACUUUACGCUGAAAUUGGAGAACGGCACGUGCGCUAAUGAGACUACAGCAGGACAUCCAGCUGACGAGUAUUAUAAUAUUGUUCAUGUCACCGAAACUAAAAUCCUUCCCGCGUUUAUUGGAUUUCUGUGCUCCACCGGGCUUGUUGGAAAUGUUCUGGUUUUGGUGACUAUUCUAAGGUCUGCCAAAAAGACAGUGCCAGACGUGUAUGUCGGGAACCUGGCUGUGGCCGAUCUGGUGCACGUGAUUGUCAUGCCUUUCUUGAUUCACCAGUGGGCGCGUGGAGGGCACUGGGUGUUCGGCAGCAGCCUCUGCACCAUCAUCACCUCACUGGACAACUGCAACCAGGUGGCCUGUGCUGCAGUCAUGACUGCCAUGAGUCUGGACAGAUACCUGGCUCUUGUUCAUCCAUUUCGCUUGUUGAGUCUCAGGACCAGAUCCAGGACCAUCCGCAUUAACCUGUUUGUGUGGGCAGCUUCUUUCAUCAUGGUUCUGCCGGCCUGGGUUCAUGCCAAAGUCAUCCGCUUCAGGGACGGUCUGGAGAGCUGCUCACUUAACCUGGUCUCUCCCAAACAAGUGCUCUGGUACACGCUCUACCAGACUGUGACGUCCUUCUUUCUGCCAUUACCUCUGAUCCUGACCUGCUACAUACUGAUCCUCUGCUACACCUGGAGAAUGUAUCGCAAGAACAAAAAGGCUCACAGGUACAACACCAGCCUGCCUCGGGAGCGUGUGGUCCGCCUGACUAAAAUGGUCCUGGUCCUGGUUGCGGUUUUCCUGGUGAGUGUUGGGCCAUACCACAUCCUGCAGCUGGUUAACCUGAGUGUUCCUCGGCCCUCGCUGGCAUACCACACCUGCUACUACCUGUCUGUGUGUCUGAGCUACGCCGCCAGCAGCAUCAACCCCUUCAUCUACAUCCUGCUAAGCGGACACUUCCGCCACCGGCUGGUUUGUCGAGAUACACCAAGCAUGCCGAGUGUGGAAAGAGAAAUCCAGGCUCCUCGCUCCAGCUUUUAAACAGAAUUCACACUGGAAACACAAGAUAAUGCUGGAAGUGGAUUGAUGAAUCCAUGAGGCUUUUUUUGGUCUCGUGUAAAAGGCAGCUGUUUUGGGUAAAAAUUUGUUUGUUUUCUUUUUACCUGAUAGAAUGUAUCUCACACAGAAGCAUGGGGUGUUUAAUAUGUGCACGAAUGCAUGUCUUUUCUUUUUUUUACAGCAGGUCUAUUCUGUGAAUGUGUUGUAAGUAUUGUGAUGUCUUAGCUCCCUCUGCUGUUUAAUUUUAGUAAUUUACAAUCUCAAAAAAUCUUCUUAUAUAUGUCAUGAAUACACAAAAAUGCUGGGUAUGAGUUGUUGGUUUAAACUUAAUGCAGGGACUGAGUUUGCCCAUUUUUGCCCAUAUUUUACACAAAUUCAGAUUUAUUUUAAUCAUAAUUUUAAUGUCUUUUUUUGCAUCUUUUUAUUAACAUUUUAACUGUUACAGUUUUCUCAGUCAAUUUGGCACAUUUUUCAGAUCAGAAUUAAAAUUAGCAAAACAGCAAGUGCAUUUCUCAAAACACUGUGUACAACUAACAAAACAGCAUGAAUCACCUGCAAAAGCCAGUCUUCUUGCUCAAAAUCCUUAGUUCAUCUCUCAAAACUACAUUACUGUAUCAAUGAACAAGUCAGUGCUGUCAGAAUUACGAUAAGACAGUCAAAUUACUUGGUUGUCAAUGUUGUCAAUACUAUAGUGCACUCUGGAGGGCUUUCCUGGUAUGAUUGAUGGCUAUUUAUAUUUUUUACUGUUUGUACUGUAAUGAUGUCAUUGUGAUGCAGAAAGGAAAAUACAGCACCGCAUAGCACAAAGAAAAAACAAAACAAAAUAGAAAUGUGAACAUAGCACAACCUCCUUUUAGACCUAAAAAUCUAGAUUUAUGUGGGAGAAAUUUACCAACUGUAGACAGAUUUAGAAAAAAAGUCUAAUUGAAUGAAAAAAUGCAUUAUGACAAAAUAUUAUGACAACUUGUUCAGUCAUUUGCAUGUAAAGACUUGCCAUGAACAAUGGAUUAAACUGUGAUGGGUGAGACUAUUUAACAUUUUGAUCAACAUGACAUAAGCAAUUGAUAAUGUAUAGGUAACAGCAGACAUCUGCGCACAGUCAUUAUCAUGGAUGUACAAAAACAUUUGCAACUUGUUCAAAGGAAUGAGAAACUGCUUUUCUGAUGUGCACAAGUUACACGAUGUGAAGAUUUAACAGGUAGUUUUGAGAAUUUCAAUUCUGAUCUGAGAAAUGAACCGAAGUGACUGAGACAAACUGUAAUCAUAAAACACUUUGAACCAAAUCAACAGACAAUGCCUAUUUAACAAUGCAAUGCUAAAGAAAGACAGAAUAAAUUAGAAACUUAUGUUUUGUAUUUUUGCCAUGAUGACAUUAAAUAAUAAUUUACU